GGGUAUCUGACCUUGAUUUUUCCUAACCUAUGAAACCUGUGUGAAUCUGAAAUCACAAUUAAAAUCUAGAAUUCAAAUUAAAAUAUCUUUAUUUCGAAAAAAUGGGUGACUUAGCAAAACCACCCUUAUCUAAUGAAGAAGCUUUAGAAUUAUGCAAUCAAAAACCCGAAGAGACCAAGGAUUUUAUAAUGCAACAAACAAUGUAUCGCAUUAAAGAUCCAAGAGUAUCUUUACCAUUUUACACAGGGAUACUUGGAAUGAAACUCCUUACAAAGUUGGACUUUCCCGCUAUGACUUUUUCCCUCUACUUUCUUGGAUACGAAGAUAACACUCCUUUCGAACUAGGCACUAGCUCUCGAACCGAAUGGGCUUUAAGCAGAAAAGCCACCAUAGAACUCACACACAACUGGGGCACAGAGAAAGAUGAGAAUUUCGCUUACAACAAUGGCAAUACAGAUCCCAAAGGGUUUGGCCAUAUUGGUUUGAUGGUACCAGAUGUUUACAAAGCGUGUGAACGUUUUGAGAAGCUCGGAGUCAAGUUUGUGAAAAAACCAGAUGACGGGAAAAUGAAAGGUAUAGCUUUCAUUACAGAUCCGGAUGGAUAUUGGAUUGAAAUUCUUAAUAACAAGGUUACGACAGAUAUUGUAGCACAAUGCUCUUAGUUGUAGCACUAUUGUUAUUCAAAAAAAAUUAUAAAGAAUUUAUCAUGUGUUAACUGUCAUGGUGGCAAAUUACAAAAGUCCUUUUUUUACAUUUUUAUUGAGUUAUAAGAUUUUUUUAUUGAGUUAUUGAAAUUUCUUUCAAUAAUUCAAUAAAAAUCUCAUUUGUUUUGAACUUUUUGACACACAAUGUAUAGAAAUUUACAAAAUUUAAUUUUGAAAUAAAGAAUAUUUAUUAAAUA
This is a messenger RNA of Sitophilus oryzae (rice weevil), 901 nucleotides long. RefSeq names its product lactoylglutathione lyase. The record is from RefSeq and is a predicted model, not a curated record. Gene Ontology annotation, molecular function: lactoylglutathione lyase activity; metal ion binding. Bases 102 to 662 code for a protein of 186 amino acids. Lineage: Eukaryota; Metazoa; Arthropoda; Insecta; Coleoptera; Curculionidae. The transcript has 4 exons.